UCACCACGUGACGUGCUGUGUUUACAUCCUCUGCGCUCAGCUGUUCUUUCUACCAACACGACAAAACCCCUCGCUCAUUUGCACUUACUCCGCCGGAGCCUGCUUUCAUCACACACAAAAUAACAACUCUUAAGCCGAGCUGUAAAUAUUUCCUGUUGCCUCCAUGAACCGCCGCAUUGCACCCGGAGACGAGCAGUGACUAAAUGCGACACGGCAUUGUUGUCACUCGCUGCCCGGAGAUGACUUUAGCGUGAGGAGACAAAUCAGCUGGAUCAUUUUCGGGGCCCAAAGCAGUUUUUGUCGGCAUGGGUGGAGCGGUGAGCGCCGGGGAGGACAAUGAUGACCUCAUCGACAACCUGAAGGAGGCGCAGUACAUUCGCACGGAGAGAGUGGAGCAGGCUUUUCGCGCCAUCGACCGCGGCGACUACUACCUGGACGGCUAUCGGGACAGCGCCUACAAAGAUUUGGCAUGGAAACACGGCAACAUCCACCUGUCGGCACCAUGCAUUUACUCCGAGGUGAUGGAGGCGCUCAAGCUGCAGCCAGGACUUUCCUUCCUUAACCUGGGCAGCGGGACAGGCUACCUGAGCACCAUGGUGGGCCUCAUCAUCGGUCCAUUUGGUGUGAACCACGGUGUGGAGCUCCACAAGGAUGUGGUGGAAUACGCCAGGGACAAACUGGACAGUUUCAUCAAGACCAGCGACAGCUUCGAUAAGUUUGAAUUCUGCGAGCCUGUCUUUGUUGUGGGAGAUUGCCUGGAAAUCUCUACAGACAGCCACCAGUAUGAUCGCAUUUACUGCGGGGCCGGGGUGCAGAAAGUUCAUGAAUAUUACAUGAAAGUCCUGCUCAAAGUCGGGGGCAUCCUGGUGCUGCCUAUCGAGGAUCAGCUGACCCAAAUCACCAGGACGGGCCAGUGCACGUGGGACAGCAAAAACAUCUUGGCUGUGUCCUUUGCGCCGCUGGUCCAGCAGAGCAGAGCUGACGGUGACAAGUCGGACAGUGUCCAGUUGCCCCCCGUGACCGUGCGCACCCUCCAGGACCUGUGCCGCAUCUACAUCCGCCGCACCCUCCGCGAGUUGGCGGGCGACGGCGAGGACGACGGCCAGGCCAGGCGCGCAGGGGCGCAACGGGUGCCACAGAAACGCAAGCGGCGGCACUGCCGGCGGCGCCGUAUCAACACGUACGUCUUCGUGGGCAACCAGCUCAUCCCGCAGAUGGUGGAAAGCGAGGAGGAGCACGGCGACGAGGAGCACAAAGACGGCGAGGCCAACGCCGAGGAGGAAGAGGAGGAGGACAAGGAGGAGAGGGACCUUGGCGACGUGGAGAUCCUCAAGCAGGCCAACAUCUUUAGAGACCAGAUCAUGGCUCUCCCCCUGCCCGAGUCCCUCAAGGAAUAUUUACUGUACUACAGGAAGAAGUGACUGAGGUGCACACGUAGCAUUAUUUCCACACUAUCUUGAUGGCAGAACUCAACAUCACAGAUCACACUGGUUAAUAAUGUUGACAUUGUUAUUUGUAUAUGUUACUUUCCUUUUGAUUAGAUUUUUUUCUUUUUUUUCUUCUUUUUAACGUAAACACCAUGAAAGUGAGAAUUUCAAAUGAGCGAAAUUCAGUGUACACCGGAACCUCCAAAUUGGAACACGAUCCCCUUUGAGAGUCGUUUUCUACAAAACUAUUCUUCCCAUUAUUGUUUAUUAAUCCGUCACCAUUGUAAUAGACUGUAACUGGACGCGCAAUGUCGCAUUAACGUUGUUGAAAAAUGUAAGCGUAAACUCUGUUAUUAAACGCAUGUAUUUAACACACCUCUAUUAGUUACAUUAAUCUCAAGAUGCUUUGUGUAUUUCGGUCAGCUUAUCUGCCUCAAAGGAUGUAGAGCAGGGGUGGCCAACCAGUCAGAGCCUAAGAGCCAAAUUUUUUACUGUGUUACUGCAAAGAGACGCAUGCACGCACACACACUUUUUGCCCAAAGAUCGACUUCUGGAGUGUCCAACCCCCCACCCGAUCGACCCGAUCGCGCACGUGCUAGCAUAUGAUGAUAUGCACACACAUGACCAUGACCCAUGACCAAGCACACAUCUUUUCUUUCCCCCAUUUCCUCCUCCUACUUGGACCAGUCCGCUGGCUCUUGGUCGAUUGCGAUCGACAUAUUGGGCACCUCUGCCUUAAAAACAGAGGUCAUUCGCUGACUAGCUUAGCACUUAGCACUGUCUGCGCAUGAGCGCUGAUUCAGUCAUCUGAUUGGUUGCCGUCUGUGUCAAUCAAGUAACGGGAUUGCUGAUGGGCUGACGUUCUGUGUUUUAAGUGCCGUUGUUUGAAUGGCAGCGCUCUUGCCGAGACACUUGUCGUGUGAAAGCCCGGGAGCCGCAUUGAACCAGCCAAAGAGCCACGAGUCGUGGGUUGGCCACCCCUAAUGUAGAGUUUGCAUGUUCUCCGUUUGUGGGUACUCUGACUUCCUCCCGCGUUCUAAUAACAUGAAUUUUAGGUUGAUCCAUGCUAGAUAAGCUGAUGCCGAAGGAAGGACUUGAGUUUUUUUUAUAGAAACUGAUGAAAAAGUUACAAACUAUUUUUUUUUUAAGUGGGAUUGUCGUUUGGAAAUUGUAGGUCAGUUUACUUUCUGACAUCAUACAUAGUCACCUUUUUGUUUUUGUCUUGCACGUAACAAAUAUCUAAAACGCAUCCUACAAACUCAUAAAACCUAAAGUCAAGCAAAGCAUAAAUUAAAAUGAUUAAAAACCAUCAAGCUCUGAAAACUAAUUAGAAUGAACUGAAUUUAAUAAACUAAACUAACCAUCAUGAAAAAUCCAAAACAAUUGCGGUGCCCUUGAGCAAGACGCCAAUCAAACACCCCAUCUCGAAAGUUGCAGCAAUGUUAUUAGCGUGUUUAAAAUUGGCAAAAAUCCCCAAUUUAUUUAUUUUACCCCGCAUGAAUUAUUACAACAACAAAUUUAAACACAUUCAAACAAAGCUACAGAUAUAAAACAGUCAAAUGUUCUGCCAGUAAUUCAUAUCUUUAUUGUCAAAAACGUUAAGGGAACAAGAAUGAAAUUAUUUUACUCAUACAUAGUUUUUGACGAAUUCAUUGUCAGACUUUUUGUCUGCCAGUUAUCAGAAUAUCCAAAAAUUCAGAUUGGAAAUAAAGGUGUAUGAAAAGUCCCUGUCAUAAAACCAUCCUUUACCGUGCGCGCAAUGGUUCAGCGGUUAAUGUUUUGUUUUGUUUUUUUUUUAAUCAUUUAAAUACCAUUUCCUGUUGAUCAGUGUUACAUCACAACACCAAAAAGCCAAAGAAAAAGCAUCCUUUUAAUGCUCACUAAUAUAAAUCUUCGUGAACUUCAAAUUGUCCCACUCUAGUGACGUUCUACUUUGGAGGUUCUCCUUUAUCGGAAUGAGUAUUUAUGCGUAAAGGAUUGUUUCAUAAUCAUUCAUGAGAUGAGACCUGAUGGGUUUUUCUACCUAGGAGGUCUCAUAACCUUUUUUACUUCGGGGAAACCUUUUAGCACAACCUUUUCUAAUAGGAACGCUGACUUGGCGUGAUGUUGUAUUUGUUGGAGCCGGAGGAGCCGAGGCCCUUCCGUGAAGUGUUACCGAUGCAUGAUCACACUCUUACAUUGAGUCAUUCAUGCCAAUCAAUCGAGACGAAUCUGGAGUGAUGAAUUUUUUUCUUUUGUAUGAAAAGAAAUGCAAAUUUCAAAGCCUUUUUGUAUAACAAAGCACCUUAAUGUGGUUUGAGGUGAGGGGUGUUUGGAUGUGUGGGGGUGGGUAGGUGGGGUUGAUUUUUACUGCAGACUUAUAAAUUCUGAAAUGUUCUGAUCAAAGUAUGAUUGGUCUGCACCACUUGUAUAGUGAUGGUGUUUUUUUUAAGUGCCAACGUCACAUGGAGGAGAUGACAUUCCACUUUUUUUUUUGGUCACGUGUUCUCUGGACUUUACCUUUGUCUUACCUUGAAUGCAUCAUUUAGUGUUUAUAAAAAAAUCUGAAAUGAAAAAGAUACAUAAGGACACAUAUAUGGAUAUAGUCUAUACAGUUUAGUUUGGGGUUUGUCGUAGCACCUUCUUGCUGUACUGUAACUUGACACUGGCAACUCUGUUCACCAAAAUUCCACUGCUGUCUGUUCAAUAGAUUAAUAUAUACAAUAGUCUUCAUUGAUGGCAAAAUGUGAAAACAAAUCGCUGAUUAUUGUUAGUUAUUUGUGCGGGUGUGUGUGCGGUUGAGCUGACUUUUUCCCCUGCCUGUGUUUUACUUUACAUUAAUCGGAAAACUUUUCAAGUGAGCAAUAAUUUCUCAUUACCCAUAUUUGAUUGGCAUUGUGGCAUUAAAACUCUCAUGCCCCAUCAUUUAAGACAAAACCAGAACCUCCAAAGCCCAACACAAUCCAAACUGCAACGCUGGUUGACUUAACCGCUGUAUGAUCAAACCAAUAUCAAGUACAACCACCCACAUAAGUCGGAGGGAACGGGAAAGUGCGAUCCUGUCACCUAGUGUUGCUGGAAUAAAUAAUGUUGAACAGGGAAACCUUACAAUAUUUGCGGCUGGGCAUUUGCAAAUUCAUAAUCACUUAUUUUCUUUUUUGGGAGCCUCUGCUCUGUUGCCUGUUGAAAAAUUCACCAAUUUUACAUUUUUGUUCAUGGCAAAAGCAAUACAAGUGUUGCUUUACCGCCAUCUUGUGAUAUCCCUGUGACAAGAAACUGGGUUAAACCGAGUCGAGGAGCUUUAUUUGGAUAAAAGUAGUGCUUUUCUGAUAUCUUGUGGCAUCCCGGGGCCCUGGACAAGGUAGAAGUGAGUUGAGGAGCUUCAUUUAGAUGGAAAAAGUGGGAGUUGCCGCCAUCUUGUGGCCUCCUGGUGUUGGGGUACUAUGUUCAAGUGAGUUGAGGCGCUUCAGUUACACAAAAAAGCAGUGCUUUGUGGCCCUUUUAUGUCAUCUAUAACCAAUUGAACAAUAUUUUAUCUUUUUAAAUAUUCACUCGAGAUAUCUAAAGUAAAACAAAAAUGCAGUGAUAUUAUUCUCACUUUGAAAAUAACUGACAUUGUAGAGUGAUGCUGUCUCCUAGUGUUGUUUUGUUGAUAUUGCUGGUAUGAAAGCAUAUGUUGAAAAUUUCAAUAAAUUGGAGUCAACCACGACCAUUUUAUUGGCAUUGCAAGUGUUAUAAUGGUGUUUUAUGGCGAUUACUACAAAUAAUAACACUGUAUAAUGAUACUUGAACUACUCACACUGAGAAGAUGCCUUUGAUACUCAACAUGGUCACUGCUUGGCGUCAUCUCAAAAUCGGGCCCAAGCCCUACCGCGAAUAGUGAAAAACGGUGAGUAAUUUGACAUUGUUUUUCCUUGUCUUUAUUAAUAGUUUAAAUCAAAAAUAUGCCCCGAUACAAGAUCCCGAAGCACUUUUAAUAUCCUCUUCAACUCAUAUGACUUGAGAAUGAAUCGUGUCCCGACGAUUUUUUGCUUUGUAAGUGCGUGAAAAUGCAGUGUAGACUCUCCAACCCUUCCACUGACAACUCAGGCUAAAUAAGGAACUCAGGCUAAAUAAGAAAUUUAGAAAUACACAAACUUGUUUCUCGUUCAAGAUGUGUCACUUAAAUAUAGAUUUUUGACACCACUCGCACUCCUUUCCUAUUCAUCUUGCGGAAUUUCAGAGCCUUUCAGAAUGAACUCUAUUCCCCAGCUCCUCAAAAAAAUAAAAAAUAAAACGCAAAAUGGUCAGGAACGUGAUUUUGUGAAUAGUGAACUGUGAAUAAAUGGGGGAUUAUUGCACAUGUAAUUGAUAGGGAAUUAAUUCUCAUCCCAUAUUCCGCUGAGCAACCUUAGGUGUUAUUUCCAUCAUGUUAACUCUUUGGGUAAUUUUUACCCUUAAACAAAAGAAAAGCAAAAAAGACUUGUGGACUCAAUGUGAUGUCUUGCAUGAUGAUGCUUUGAUGUUCUGAGGCCAAUUUUUCAAUACGUUCAACUUUGGAGGUUCUGCAGAGGCAAAAAUUGAGGUUUGGAUGCAGAGUCAAAAUGCAUCCAUUUCUGGAGUGUGAUUGCGCGCUGUUCUUUUUUAAAACGUGUUGUUUCUCUGUGGAAGUUUGGCAUCAGAAUAAAGGUCACAAUCACAA
Messenger RNA from Hippocampus zosterae (dwarf seahorse), 6087 nucleotides. It is a transcript of the gene pcmtd1, whose product is annotated as protein-L-isoaspartate (D-aspartate) O-methyltransferase domain containing 1. The coding region runs from base 306 to 1421 and encodes 371 amino acids. Gene Ontology annotation, cellular component: cytoplasm. Gene Ontology annotation, molecular function: protein-L-isoaspartate (D-aspartate) O-methyltransferase activity. Lineage: Eukaryota; Metazoa; Chordata; Actinopteri; Syngnathiformes; Syngnathidae. Gene Ontology annotation, biological process: protein modification process. The record is from RefSeq and is a predicted model, not a curated record. The transcript has 6 exons.